AACAGACCUUCUACUUUUGCGAACAGCUGUUAGACUUGAGUUGAGUCACAGUCAUCGUCUGUUCAGGAUCAUAUUCACGCCCUCUCUCUCUCUCUCUCUCUCUCUCUCUCUCUCUUACUUUGUGUCUUUCUAUCUCUCUCUUCAAUUCCAAAACCCUACCCCCAUCCAAUUCCAAUUCACCCUCAAUCAUGGGUUCUGAAGGUUCCACUGUCGUCGUUCCUAGGAACUUCAGAUUAUUGGAAGAGCUUGAGAGAGGUGAGAAGGGAAUUGGAGAUGGAACUGUUAGCUAUGGAAUGGAUGAUGCUGAUGAUAUCUACAUGCAGUCCUGGACUGGGACUAUUAUUGGCCCCCCUGGUACUGUUCAUGAAGGGCGUAUAUACCAGCUGAAAUUAUUUUGUGGCAAGGAUUAUCCAGACAAUCCACCAACUGUUAGAUUUCAGACUAGGAUUAACAUGACUUGUGUCAACCAAGAAACUGGAGUGGUUGAGCCACAUUUGUUUCCUAUGCUUGCUAAUUGGCAAAGAGAGUGUACAAUGGAAGACAUUUUGAUGCAAUUGAAGAAAGAAAUGAUAUCUCCACAAAAUCGGAAGCUAGCUCAGCCACCUGAAGGCAAUGAAGAUGGCAGGAUUGACCAAAAGGGGCUUGCUCUGAGAUGUUGUGUCAUGUAAUUCAGAAUGCAUGUGUUCUCUACAGAAGGAAUUGGAUCUUGCGGCUGUGUUUUGUUUUGUGGAAGCAACAAGAUCUGGUGUUGAAGAGUGGUGUUGAAGAAGUGGUGUUUGAGCUGCAUCAUAACCCUCAAAAUGCAAUAAUUGCAGACAAUCCAACAUGCUACAUUUCCAUAUAGACCUUCAAAUUAUUUUCACUACAUUGUUGGCUAAUGGUGUGGGAGAGGAGGCUGUGUUGGAUGCAUAGACAAUAGACAAUCAAGUAAAAUUCAAUCCAUAAAA
Glycine soja is the source of this 947-nucleotide messenger RNA. Its product is annotated as ubiquitin-conjugating enzyme E2 variant 1A-like. Lineage: Eukaryota; Viridiplantae; Streptophyta; Magnoliopsida; Fabales; Fabaceae. Gene Ontology annotation, cellular component: nucleus. The transcript is spliced from 6 exons. Bases 189 to 668 code for a protein of 159 amino acids. Gene Ontology annotation, biological process: protein K63-linked ubiquitination; DNA damage tolerance. The record is from RefSeq and is a predicted model, not a curated record.